UCCGGUGCUGCUGUGUCGCGGGCUGCAGAAGGCGGGUGUGCGUCGCCAUGGCCGUGGCUCUGAGCUUCCUGCUGGGCGGCUGUGUCCGCGCCGCUGUCGCUCGCUGCGGCUUCGCGACCCAGGGGGUGGCGGGCCCAGGUCCUGUCGGCCGCGAGCCGGACCCCGAUUCCGACUGGGAGCCGGAGGAGCGGGAGCUGCAGGAGGUGGAGAGUACCCUGAAACGACAGAGAAAAGCAAUCCGGUUCCAGAAAAUUCGGAGGCAAAUGGAGGCGCCCGGUGCCCCGCCCAGAACCCUGACGCGGGAGGCCAUGGAGCAGAUCCGGUAUUUACAUAAGGAAUUUGCAGAGUCCUGGUCAGUUCCCAGGUUGGCAGAAGGUUUUGAUGUCAGCACUGAUGUUAUCCGAAGGGUUUUGAAAAGUAAAUUUGUACCCACUCUGGAGCAGAAACUGAAGCAGGAUCAAAAAGUCCUUAAGAAAACUGGGCUUGCCCACCGGGUCUGGCAGCUCCAGGGUUCUGGAGAUAGCCCAAAGCCACUCACUGCAGGCCACUCUGUGUCAGGUUCAUUGCUGGUGUCAGGGAAUGAAGCUUCAUCCAAAAGUCAGAGUCACAGCGCAGCUUUGAAAAUGAUAGGGUCAAGCCCUCACAGUACAAAUACACCAAGGAGACAGAAUGGAAGGAAUAAAAGAAUCCAAGGCCUGGAGGAGAACUUGGCGCCUCUUACUGCAACCUUGGGUCAUCAGAGAGAGCUGCACAAAUACCCCACCAGUGAUUGUGAGAGCACCAGAGGAACUGACAGGGAUGGAUUACCAAGUGAUGAGAAGCUGGAAGAGUUGAAGGCAGGGGAGCCAGGUGACCAGAACUUCAGCAGCAAAGUAGUCCAGCGGGGACGGGAAUUCUUUGACAGCAAUGGGAACUUCCUGUACAGAAUUUGAGCCAAGGCCUGCCUGUGAGGAUGCUAUGUGAAACAGCUGGCAAAUGAAUCUGGAGCUGCCAGGCUUCCUGCAUGUGAUAGGAAGGAAUGGUGAGCCCUGCGUGGGCAGAAAGAGCUGCUGAUGAUUCAAGCUUCCUGGUGCUCUGCUCCUGGUCUGGUCUUUAUGACUCGUCAGUACUCAUUUACCUUGUUGCUUGGGCUUUCUGCAUGUUGAAAACCAAUGUUAGAUGUGUUAAGAAUUUCUGUGAUAUUUGCGUUAAUAUGUUUGGGAGGAAAUGAAAAGUUUGCCUUCUGACCUCAUUUCCUUUUUAAUCACUGAACACUAAGAGUUCUGGAACUGCUUAGUCAAUUGGUUGUUUUCUUUAAGUGCAGAAAUAAAGUAAAUGUAGCAGUC
This is a messenger RNA of Castor canadensis (American beaver), 1325 nucleotides long. It is a transcript of the gene Ngrn, whose product is annotated as neugrin, neurite outgrowth associated. The record is from RefSeq and is a predicted model, not a curated record. Gene Ontology annotation, cellular component: nucleus. Lineage: Eukaryota; Metazoa; Chordata; Mammalia; Rodentia; Castoridae.